Gasterosteus aculeatus aculeatus (three-spined stickleback) is the source of this 2675-nucleotide messenger RNA. The record is from RefSeq and is a predicted model, not a curated record. Lineage: Eukaryota; Metazoa; Chordata; Actinopteri; Perciformes; Gasterosteidae.
GAGUCUGGCGGGGUGCCGAGGAGAGGCAGCAGGCAGCAGGCAGCGGCGAAGAUGGACUCACGCCUCUGAAACACAAGUCAACCCAGCGAGUCGUUCACGCCUCCGAAUCGCAUCGCUACCACCAGUCAAGCGUCUCGCAUCACCCGGGACGCCUUAGUUUUUUUUCGUGGCUCAUCAAUUUCUGGACUGAAGCUGCACAAAAAAGAAAAGAAAGAAAGCACCCCCAGUAACAGCAGCAGCAGCAGCAGGAAGGUUUGUGGUCGCAUGCCGCCGCUCAGCCCCGCCGCCUCUCCUGCACGGCCGGCGAAGAGGUCCGUCGUGGUAAUAAUGCAUCCAGAUCAGUACUUACCUGAACUGGUGGCCGAGAAGAACAGCUUGGACCCCUCGUUCGUGCACGCGGCGCGCCUUCUUUCAGAAGAGAUUGAAAAGAAUGAAGGGGAUGAAUUAAGAAAAGACGGGGACCCGAAGAAAUACCUAGAUAUCAUCAGCAAUAAAAAUAUCAAGCUGUCUGAAAGAGUUCUCAUUCCCAUCCAACAGUAUCCAAAGUUUAACUUCGUUGGGAAGCUGCUGGGACCACGGGGAAAUUCCAUGAAGCGAUUACAAGAGGAGACCGGAGUGAAGAUGUCCAUCCUCGGCAAAGGCUCCAUGAGGGAUAAGGGAAAGGAAGAAGAAUUAAGGAAAAGCGGGGAGGCCAAAUACGCCCAUCUGAGUAAUGAUCUUCACGUUUUAAUUGAAGUCUUUGCUCCACCUGGUGAGGCCUAUUCACGCAUGAGUCACGCCUUGGAGGAGAUAAAAAAAUUCCUAGUUCCAGACUACAACGACGAGAUCAGGCAGGAGCAACUGAGAGAGCUCUCGUUGCUCAACGGCUCCGACGAGUCGGGCAGAGGGAGGAGCGCACAGGCGAGGAGCGUACGACCAGCGACCACAGCCCCCACCGGCGGCCACAGAGGCACAGGAAGGAGUGCGGCCGCCGCCGCCGCCCCUCGGGGGACGCCGGCAGCGACACACAGCAAGCUUCCCACCUCUGUUUUAACAAGGGAGGGGCAAGCACCGAGAACCAGGGGGGCAGCAGGGAAUGCAGCAUACAGGCCCCUGCUGUUAGCUGUCACACACGAAUCAUACGACGACUAUGGCUACGACGACGGCUAUGGUGGGGAAUAUGAUGACGAGAGCUACGAAGCAUAUGAGGAUAACUACAGCAAUCAGUCAAAGAGCAUUUCAGAAUAUUACGAGUAUGGACACGGGAACAGUGAUGAAUCCUACAACAACUAUGAGGAGGAGUGGGCGACCACCCGUCCCAGCCCCAAAGCUCCAGUUUUACGGCUGACAAGAGGGGGCUACAGAAAACAUCCCUAUGGUAGAUACUGAAGGUGCUCCAGAUAUGUGACCUCCAAUUUUAAACUUUUUCUAAAUAUAUUUUUUAACUCCUCAUAAAAUGUUGUAACGUCUGCUUUUUCUGUUUGACUCCUGUAGAAAUUGAAAUAAAAAUGAACCCCCAUAAAGCCCAAAUAAAUAAAUAAAAAAUGUAACCAAUUAUUUAUUCAUUCGGUUCUUUCUCGAUUAUCUCAAUUUUAGAUCAGAAAUGAAAAGAGACAUUCAUCCAUAUUCAUCCGUGCACUGAUUAUUUGAUUUCUCUCAUUGCACCCACGUUCAUCCCCAAAAAUUACCAUAAUCUUUUUGUUUUCGACAUUAAACUGCAGAUUUUGUUUUCCAACUUACGACUUGGAUGUUGACAAAUUACGUUCAUGUCAUUGCCUUUAAUGCAGUGAUUAUCAAGGUUUAUUAGCCAACAGCUGUACAAUACUUUUGCCAUCCCAGAUGCUCAGAUUAGAAUCCUAAUGUUGCAGCACACAACAUGGACUCAAAGUUAUCAGCCUGAUUUUGUUGUGACACUGUGAGACGUCCCACGGCAGACAAGAACAAGACACAAAAGUCAUUUUAGUUGCCCAUGCAGUUUAACAAAUACCUUUAAUUGCUCUCCUGCAAGUAGAACCUCUUUUCAUAGUUAAAUAGCGUACAAACCCAGCUCAGCCUUUUGUGGCAAGAAAGAGACUUUAACCAGAAAGAGCUGCAGGGAAAAUGUAACUUCAAAUUUAAGAGGAUUAUUUCAACCUCCAUCACCUUUCUCCACAGUUGUGUCGGUCUGGCUGUGGGCUCAGUCUGGUUCAAGUCGCUCUUGUCCAGACUAAUAACUUCUAGUGAAAACAUAACUUCUCCAGAUAAAAACUUUUUCUAGUUGCGGCUUUAAUUUUUUGCAGGAUUUGAAAGAAAAAAAAGAAUGAUGAUGAGAACCUCACAGUGCAUUGAACAAAACGGAUGGAAACUGAACCGUUUCCAGAAAUGAAUGCAAAGUGACUAAAUGACCUGAAAGUUUCUUAUAUAUAUAUCUUUAAUGUUCAGAAAUCUAAAUCAAACUUUAAGUUUUCCCCAUAACUAAUUGUCAUAUAAACCUCUGGUGAUUUCAUUGUAAAACAGGGUUGAUACCACCAAAUAAAGCCUCAGUUGUGACUUUAAAUUCUAUGAGAUGUGAGAUCAUUAUCGUGCAAAACACAACUCUUUUGUUUGGUUUGAAAGCAGUCAUUAAUGUACAGUGUGUCAUUUCUAAUGCGUGCUUUGUCCUGUGUGUAACCUGUAUUUGUACAUAAAGCAUUUAAUAAAAAUAACAUAAACCUCAA